This is a messenger RNA of Cercospora beticola, 2691 nucleotides long. NCBI's taxonomy places the organism in Eukaryota, Fungi, Ascomycota, Dothideomycetes, Mycosphaerellales, Mycosphaerellaceae. The record is from RefSeq and is a predicted model, not a curated record.
AGGCACGACAACAUGGCCGAAACGAAGCGUCCUCUGCCGCCAAAGGUCGCAGCCAUGAAGGCGCGAAAAAGACAGAAGCUUUCUACCGAGGACAAGGCCGCCACGUCGCAAAUUCAGAAGAAACCUGCAGCCGCAACAAAACGAAAGGUCACUCUGGACUCCCUAAAAUGGAAGCCCGUGUCACUUCCGGAUCGCAUGGACGACUACGAAGGAUUUUUUGGCCUCGAAGAAAUCGAAGAUGUCGAGGUCACUAGAGACGGGACCACCGGCACACUGGCUUUCCUAUCUACGGCCAACGCGGAUUCAGAGCAUGGGAACGACGAUAGCGAUGGUGCGGAAUCCUGGGCUGGCUUCGAAGAUGAAGAGCAGCCUGCUGCCAAGACCGAAGCAAAGGCGCCUGCUGCCAAGGCAACGAAAAAGGCGGCGCCUAAGAGCAAAGUGACGCCAGCACCGGUUGCUGAUUCUGCCAUAAGUGCUACAUUCGCGAGUCUGCCCGAAGACGGAGAAGAGGCAACGACAGAUGUGUCGCAAUGGAGAAAGCUGAAAUUGUCCCCAGACACUAUGGCCUCGCUAUCAAAGUUGGGCUUCGGAAAACCCACCGCCAUUCAAGAAGGUGUUAUCCCAGAGAUCCUCGCGGGCCACGACGUAGUUGGAAAAGCUUCAACGGGGUCGGGAAAGACGCUGGCCUUUGGCAUCCCAAUCUUGGAGAGAUUUCUCGAGACAGCUCAGCAACGCAAGUCGAAUAGGGGCAGUUCAACACCUCUAGCAUUGAUUCUCUCACCAACUCGAGAACUGGCACAUCAGCUCAAUAACCACCUCAGCGCUCUCUUUGAUGGCCUAUCGAGCGACAAACCGCGCCUUGCCACAUUGACGGGAGGUCUAUCGGUGCAUAAGCAGCAACGAUUGCUCAAAGAUGCACAUGUGGUAAUCGGUACUCCUGGACGCCUGUGGGAGGUAAUCAGCGACGGUCAAGGAGUUGCCGCAGCCUUGCAGAAAAUCGACUUCUUGGUCAUCGAUGAAGCGGACAGACUGCUCAGCGAGGGCCAUUUCAAAGAGGUCGAGGAGAUUCUGAACACUCUUGAUCGCGAGGAAGAUCGAGACGAAGAAGACGAAACAGACGAAGCUACGGCAGUGAAGACGAAGCCGAGCACGAAGAAGGCUGUGCAGCGCCAAACCCUCGUUUUCUCUGCAACAUUUGAUCGUGCCUUACAGAGAAAGCUCGUUGGCAAGGUCAGUCACAAUGACAGCCUUCUAAGCAACGCACAGUCUAUGGAAUAUCUGCUCUCGAAACUCAACUUCCGAGAAGAAGCGCCCAAGUUCAUCGACAUGAACCCCGUCAAUCAGCUGGCUACAGGUCUAAAGGAGGGCUUGAUCGAAUGCUCUGGCACCGAGAAGGAUCUCUAUCUUUACGCUCUGCUCCUGUUGUACUCAACGCAACGCACAAUCGUCUUCACAAACUCCAUCAGUGCAGUCCGUCGCAUAACGCCGCUGCUACAGAAUCUAAACCUCAACGCCAUAGCGCUACAUUCUGGCAUGGCACAAAAGGCUCGAUUGCGCUCUGUCGAACGCUUCAGUGGCAAGAACGCUGCGGGUAGGACCUCUCCCGCAAUUCUGAUUGCGACAGAUGUCGCUGCACGCGGAUUAGAUAUUCCAAGCAUUGAUCUGGUCGUUCACUACCACCUGCCGCGCGCAGCAGACACAUACGUCCACCGAUCGGGAAGAACAGCUCGUGCUGGCCAGCAAGGCUCAUCAGUGCUCAUCUGUGGCCCCGAGGAAGUCGCAGGUGUGCGAAGGCUGAUUGCCAAAGUCCAUGCGCAUUCAGCUAUUGCUGCUGAGAAGAAUGGAUCGGAUGCAGCGAAGCAAGGAUACUACAUUCGCACACUCGACAUCGAUCGCCGGAUUGUGUCUCGCUUGAAGGAUAGACUGACUCUUGCGAAGAAGAUCGCCGAUGCGACGAUAGCGAAGGAGAAAGCGCACAAGGAAGACGACUUCAUGCGUGAGGCGGCUGAAGAUCUUGGCGUGGACUACGACAGUGAGGAGCUCGAAAGGGAAGCUCCUGGUCGACACGGUCGUGGAGCUGGGCGCAAGAAGAAGGAAAAGGAAGCAUCGCAAAUGUCAAGAGCCGAGAUGGGUGCUAUGAAGGCGGAAUUGAAAGCUCUUCUCAAGCAACGAGUCAAUGUCGGCGUGAGUGAAAAGUAUUUGACAUCGGGAAACGUCGACGUGGACGCAUUACUUCAUCAACAGGAUGCUGAGCAGACGGGUACAGGAGGUUUCUUGGGCACUGUUGGCCAGCUUGGCUUUGAUGAUCUCUGAUUAUUUUGUCCGCUCUAAUUUCAAGCCUUCAAGGCCGCCGUCGUACUCAGACACAUCAUACUCGUUGGGGUACUUUUCAAUCACUCGCUUCAACGAUGCCGCCUGUUCCUUCAAUUCCGCUGUGGGCUCCGCAUACACAUCGCUGAGAAGUGAGCCAAGUGCAGGCUUCUUCUCCUUUUCUGCUUUGCGAUAGGCGGUCAAAACAUUUUUCCUCGUUGCGGUACGCAACUCUUUCUCUUUCUCCUCGUCCCAGAUGCCUUUACCUUCCAUCCACUUUCGCAGCCGGGUGAUCGGAUUGUCUCGUCGCUUCCAAUCCUCCACUUCCACUUUUGCGCGAUAAGCAAAGGAGUCAUCCGAAGUGCUGUGAUGUGAAACUCG